Molecule: messenger RNA, 2345 nt
Organism: Coregonus clupeaformis (lake whitefish)
Lineage: Eukaryota; Metazoa; Chordata; Actinopteri; Salmoniformes; Salmonidae
Product: leucine rich adaptor protein 1-like
Exons: 2
Coding region: 404-1012 (202 amino acids)
Biological process (GO): positive regulation of canonical NF-kappaB signal transduction
Source: RefSeq, a predicted model, not a curated record
CAGCACGCCGUCAUCCUACGGAGCUGCUCCUUGGUACGAAUAUUGUUUCAAUGGUCACGGCUGACACCCCGGCGCAAGGGACUUCCAAACCUCUCAUUUCACGUCUGUAGUGGCUUUGCUACAGUAAUAACGGUGUUUGUUUCUAUUUUGUUUUGGAUUGUACUCUAUAUUUAGAGUUGGUGAUAACAUUUGGAUUGGGCAACUGCGUUACUGUGCGCCUAUGGAUAUAGCAGUCGCUUUCAACAUCAGAACUCUCAGACCAUCCAGGUUAUGCCCUUUUCUUUGGACGUGAAAUCAGUGGGAGUCAUCAAACCACUGAACCCCAUAAUUUGCUCUCUGUUGUUCCUACUGCACGUAGCAUAUAUAUUUAUUCGUUCGUUUAUAUUCUUACUGCAAUUCUACCAUGGAAGAGGACAGCGUGUUAUCCGAUUUUAAGGAUAUUGAGAAAAAGUUGGGUCGCAAAGUUCCUGAAAGUCUCAUUCGUUCCCUGGCGGGAGGAAAUCACCAUCACGACAAACAUGAGGAUAGAAAACCGGCGACACCGAAGAACCGGUCGAACUCUGCUGACUUAAAACGACUGGAGAACAAGAUGUUAUUUUUGAAACAGGAAAUGGCCCACCUCCGUGCCAUCGAUGUCAAGCUGAUGCAGCAGCUUAUGUCAAUCAACGAGGGCAUCGAAUCCAUCAAAUGGGUGAUGGAGGACAAGGGGGGCAUAGCCAGUCGUGAAAGCAGCCUGACGGGCAGCCUGUACAGCUUAACGGACAGCGAGGAUGACACCUCUUCACGCGGCAGCAUCACCAGUCUGCAUGAUGGAAACAGUGAUGGACUGGACGGGAUAUCCGUGGGCAGUUAUCUGGAUACGUUGGAUGAGUUAGCCGAGGACCUUCCAGACCACCCUUCUCCAACGGACCUUGAUCCUUUCUCAGAUAAACCAAUUAUAGAGGACAAGACUUUCAGCAAGCCACCAAUGCGACUCAAAGUGGAUUCCGAUGAGUACUAUUGCUUUGGAUAGCGAUGCGUGGCUAUGGGGCUAAUACCAACGCAGGCAAAGACCACAGGGUUAUUUUACCUAGCAUUGUCAAUGAGUUGGCAUGGUAAUAGUUCAUUAGAAAUGUUUCAUAAGUUGUCUAGUUCAUUGUGUUCGCUGUGUGAAAUAUAGCGCAUGGAUGUUUCCCUUGAUGAUCUGUGUUAUUUUCCUGCUGCUAAGUGUUCUACAGUGAUGUCACAGUGACAUUUAAGUGGGUUUACAAGGGGCAAAUACUCAGUUGUGCUAUUUUGUAUCUUAAAACCAAAUUCCUUUUUGUCUUUGAUGCAUUUACAACUCACUAAACCCAAAAAGUAAUGCUAAGUAGUGCACUCUCAUCCUCAUCAUCUUUGGUGUUGCGUUCGAGUGCUCUCACCAAGACCCUCCCCUUGAAUCCUCCAGGAGCGUUGAGGCGACACUUUGAGUGGGAAUCUAACUUACAAAUGUAACCUUUAAGAAGUAUUUUGUUGUUUGUUUUGAUGUUUAAACGACACGACUGAAUUGGCAAAAAUGUGAUGUGUUUUUCACAAAAUGUUCAUUCAGUGCACUCUGACUGUACUCCUAAGAGUCUGAUACCUCAGUGUCUUGUUUUCUUUUUCACUUAGAUACCAUGUCUUUGGUUAGCCGUUCAUCCAUCUGAACUAAGUUAAUGUAGUAGAUAAGGAAUUUGUGGUAAUUUGGAGCAUUAGGGGUUCCAUGCGGAGACAUCGGCUGGACUGGUUUAAUGGGGCAGAAAUACUGUUUUCCCUCAUCUAGAGGUUGUAUCAUUCAAGUGCAAUUUGCGAACAUGCCAAAUCACUGUAUUUUAGCUCAUCUACUAAAUAUGAAAGCUAUCAAAAUAAAACAUUGAUUUUGACAGUUAUAUGCUUACAUAUUAAACAUUGGACAGGUACAUUUGUUCUUGCUUGCUUUUUUAUUUAGACAAACGGCAGUCAAAUCGCCAUGCCGACAGGGUUAUUAUUUUACUAUUUUUGCUUUGUUUUACCACAAGAGAUUAAUUGCAAACCAGUUACAAAGCGGAAAUAUUUAAGUUCACAACACUCGGUUAAUUGAAUUACUAGAUAGUAUUUGUUGUUCACGGUUUAUAACUUAAUGUUGAACUAGUCAACUAGUUAAUGACUGGUAACUGACAAAAGUCAAGUACAAAAGUAAUGCCAUUUAUUUCUGUUCAAUGGUGAUUUAGCUUUAAAUUCCACUUUCUGUGUUGAUUCACAUUAGUGUUGUUUCAUGCAGCCUACUUUUUAAUAUUGUAAUUUAUUGUUUUUAUUGGUGUUGUUGAAAGGUUUGUUGGGGAAAAUAAAUAAUAUAUUGUGAUACUCUU